AGGAGCCAGCCUCCAAAGCCACAGGCAGGUGCAGAGGCAGCCUCUGCGAGAGCCCGGGCGAGGAGCCGUUAGUGCGUCCUUUGCCAUCCACCCGUCGGUCCCCGGCGACAGUCGUCCGUCAAUCUUCGCACGGCAGUUGGUUCUGAGGUCCAGGGGUCGCGAUCCCUCGUCUCCCAGCCCCCGGAGCUGCCCGGCAGAGCCGGUUCAAGUCCAGCAGCCAUGUCCAUGGGCCUGGAGAUCACCGGCACUUUGCUGGCCGUGCUGGGCUGGCUGUGCACCAUCGUGUGCUGCGCUCUUCCCACGUGGCGAGUUUCGGCAUUCAUCGGUAACACCAUCGUCACGGUGCAGAUCACCUGGGAGGGCCUGUGGAUGGACUGCGUGGUGCAGAGCACCGGGCAGAUGCAGUGCAAGAUGUACGAUUCGCUGCUGGCCCUGCCGCAGGACCUGCAGGCCGCCCGAGCCCUCCUCGUGGUGUCCAUCCUGCUGGCCGCCUUCGGGCUCCUCGUGUCGCUCGUGGGCGCCCAGUGCACCAACUGCAUCCAAGACGAGACGGCCAAGGCCAAGGUCACCAUCGGGGCGGGAGUGGUUUUCCUGUUGUGCGCUCUGCUCACCUUAAUACCCGUGUCCUGGUCGGCCAACACCAUCAUCAGGGAUUUCUAUAACCCACUGGUGCCCGAGCCUCAGAAGCGGGAGUUGGGAUCCGGGCUGUACGUGGGCUGGGCUGCCGCCGCAAUGCAACUACUAGGGGGCGCCUUGCUCUGCUGCUCCUGCCCACCGCGCGAGAAGUACGCGCCCACCAAGAUCCUCUAUUCUGCGCCGCGAUCCACCGGGCCUGGCACCGGUACCGGCACCGCCUAUGACCGCAAGGACUAUGUCUGAGGGGCCGGGUGCAUGCAGACCGCACCAUCACCACUAUCAGCAGCCGAAGUACCCCACCAGUCCAGCGUGCAGCCUGGCUUCGGAAACCACCCCACUUUCCAGAUGGUUACAGAUGACACGCCUUCUGCUUGCUAGACUGGAAGAGGACAGACAGCCUGACGUCCCUCUCUUCCCCCGGCUGCCACCUGACUGCCGGGCCUAGGAACCGUCCAACCCGUCUGGACAAAGAAACCUCACCCUUCCAAGUACAGGACUGGGGUGGCCACCGUAGCUACUUGCCAGCCCAGUGCUUCCGCAGCCGGAAGGCUCACAGUGGGCAGAGACAGGCAACCGUAAAACGGGCCGUUUCGUAUUUUUCAAUAAAAACCUUUUGUUUUU
Onychomys torridus (southern grasshopper mouse) is the source of this 1257-nucleotide messenger RNA. RefSeq names its product claudin 3 (gene Cldn3). The record is from RefSeq and is a predicted model, not a curated record. Gene Ontology annotation, cellular component: plasma membrane; bicellular tight junction. Gene Ontology annotation, biological process: bicellular tight junction assembly; cell adhesion. The transcript has a single exon. Lineage: Eukaryota; Metazoa; Chordata; Mammalia; Rodentia; Cricetidae. The coding region runs from base 220 to 879 and encodes 219 amino acids. Gene Ontology annotation, molecular function: structural molecule activity.